This is a messenger RNA of Lolium rigidum, 2206 nucleotides long. RefSeq names its product MACPF domain-containing protein NSL1-like. Gene Ontology annotation, cellular component: plasma membrane. NCBI's taxonomy places the organism in Eukaryota, Viridiplantae, Streptophyta, Magnoliopsida, Poales, Poaceae. The transcript is spliced from 2 exons. The record is from RefSeq and is a predicted model, not a curated record. The coding region runs from base 121 to 2001 and encodes 626 amino acids. Gene Ontology annotation, biological process: regulation of salicylic acid mediated signaling pathway; plant-type hypersensitive response.
CACGCCACGCUACGAGCUUCUCUCGUCUCUACCUCUGACCGGCCGGUGGUGGCCAGUUUAUAAUGCGCGCGCGCACCAUUGGGACACAUUAACCCAGGAGCUCAGUUUAUAACGACGACGAUGAUGAUGAUGGCGGACCCAGCUUCCGCUCGCCCGCCGUCGGCGCAGGACGCGGCCGAGGCCGCCGUGCGCGCGGUCGGGUGCGGCUACGACCUCACCGACGACCUGCGCCUCUUCCGCGCCAAGCUGUCCCCGGGACGCCUCCUCAACCUAUCCCCCUCCGGCGCCUCAUCCAGCACGCGAGACCUCUCCCUCCCGGGCGGCGCCGUGGUGCGGGACGCGCCCGCGGGCGUCGUCGCCGACAAGGGCGAGCGCGCGCGGUUCCGGUCCGACGCGCUGCCCUUCGCGCAGAUGGCGGAGCAGCUGAACCAGUCGCUGCUCUCCCUGCCGCCGGGCACCAAGAUCCCGUCCGGCCCCUUCAACGCCAUGUUCGACUACCGCGGCUGCUGGCAGCGCGACGCCGCCGCCACGCGGACGCUCUGCUUCGACACCCGCCUCGUCGAGCUCUACGCCGUCGAGGCGCCCCGCGCCGCCCUCCGCGAGGAGGUCGCGCGCGACGUCCCGCAGCUCUGGGACCCCGCCGCGCUCGCCGCCUUCAUCGACCGGUACGGCACGCACGUCGUCGUCGGGGUCAGGAUGGGCGGCAAGGACGUCGUCUGCGUCAAGCAGCUCCGCGGCUCCGCCCUCGCGCCGCGCGACGUGCAGGCCAGGCUCAAGAAGCUCGCCGACGACGUGUUCACCCAGGAUCGCCGCCGGGAGAGCUCUUCCGGUGCCAAGACGAAGAGCGGCGGGUCGUCACGACGCGCGGUUCCCGGCCCUGGCUCCGCUGCCUGGCGCGCGUUCAGGUCGCCCGUGGUCUUCAACAAGGACGACGUCGUCGGCAUCCACGUCAGGCGAGGCGGCGUCGACGACGGGCAGAGCCACGACGAGUGGCUCACCACGGUCGCCGCCUCCCCCGACGUCGUCUCGAUGGCCUUCGUGCCCAUCACCUCCCUCCUCUCCGGCGUCGCCGGCCGCGGCUUCCUCAACCACGCCGUCAAUCUCUACCUCAGAUACAAGCCGCCGAUCGAGGAGCUGGAGCAGUUCCUGGAGUUCCAGGUGCCGCGGCAGUGGGCGCCGGAGUUCGGCGAGCUGCCUCUGACGCUCGGCCCGCAGAGGAAGAAGAGGAGGAACAGCCUGCCGUCGCUCCAGUUCACGCUCAUGGGGCCCAAGCUCCGCGUCAACACCACCAAGGUCGGCUCCGGUGGCCGGCCGGUGACCGGCAUCCGGCUGUUCCUGGAGGGCAAGAAGAACAGCCAGCUGGGCGUGCACCUGCAGCACCUGUCGGCCUCGCCGAGCGCGAUCACCGUCGUCACGGGCGACGCGGUCUCCGCCGGCGCCGGCGUCGCAGAGGUGAACGAGCGCGCGUACUACGAGCCGGUCAGGUCGCCGCUGCUGACGCACGCGUGCACGGCGCCGGUGCAGCACAACGGGGCGCGCAUCGACGACUGCGCGGCCGUGGUCACCGCGGCCUGGCUGGAGGUGCGCGAGGCGUGCCUCAAGAAGGUGCUCUUCCUGCGGCUCGGCUUCUCGGGCGUGGCGCGCACCAAGAUACGGCGGUCGGAAUGGGACGGGCCGCUCGCCGUCGCCCGGAAGUCGGGCUCGGUGUCGGCGAUGCUCAGCGCGGCGCUGUCUGGUUCCAUCGCCGCGGCGGCGAAGACAGAAUCGCCGGAGGGGAAGGUGGAAGUGAACUCGGCCGUGUUCCCCAAGGGACCGCCGGUGCCACUGCCAGUGCAGAGGAUGGCGAAAUACAUUGACACCACGGAGGUGACACGGGGCCCCGACGACCUGCCGGGGUACUGGGUGGUCACCGGCGCCAAGCUCUGCGUGGAAGGCGGCAAGAUCGCACUCAAGGCCAAGUACUCGCUGCUCGUCUCGGUGCCAGAGGACGACGAUGCGUGAGGCUCUCUGCCGCUUAGUUGUGGAUAUGUUGUACAGGCAACAAUGCUCUUGUAAAUCAGGACCAGUUUGUGAGUCUCAGAAAGGAACAGAUGAGCUACAGAUAGAGCGGUAGAAAAUAUACAUUUUGAACAGGACAAUAGGGAGCAAUGGUGUUUCUCUUUGUCUGGCAUUCCAUUGCAAAAUACAGGAUUCCUUUUAGAUUUUA